Etheostoma cragini (Arkansas darter) is the source of this 1582-nucleotide messenger RNA. RefSeq names its product serum paraoxonase/arylesterase 2-like. Lineage: Eukaryota; Metazoa; Chordata; Actinopteri; Perciformes; Percidae. The coding region runs from base 88 to 1158 and encodes 356 amino acids. The record is from RefSeq and is a predicted model, not a curated record. Gene Ontology annotation, molecular function: arylesterase activity. The transcript has 9 exons.
AGCAUUAGUUGCGCGUGCUGUGACACGCCUCGGUUGAAGUAGUCUGGAAUUAAGCCAGUUUGUCAAACUGUCCGUCGUGAGUCCAAAAUGGGAAAGGUAGUCUUCAUCUCGCUUGUAGUAGCUGCCUUAGCGGCGCUGCUCGGCGAGAGGAUUGUCAACUUCAGGAAAAUGACCCUCGCCUCUAGAGAGCUGUUGCAGAAUCACCUCCCCAACUGUGUUGCGCUCAAAAACAUGGAUUAUGGCUCGGAGGAUAUAACGAUCCUUGGAAACGGGCUGGCCUUUAUCAGCACUGGUCUGAAGUAUCCUGGACUACCAUCCUCAGAUGUGCCAGGCAAGAUCUUCUCCCUUGAUAUGGAAGAUCCUCGGAUGAAACCAGUAGAGCUGCGCAUGCCAAGAAACUUUGAUCUGGAAUCAUUCAACCCUCAUGGCAUCAGUGUAUUCACCGAUCCAAAAGAUGACGCAAUAUACCUGUUUGUCGUCAAUCAUCCUCAACACAAAAGCCAGGUAGAGCUGUUCCAAUAUGUUGAGGACGACCACUCACUGCUGCAUCUGAAAACCAUAAAACAUGACCUUCUCCACAGUGUAAACGAUAUUGUGGCAGUGGGAGUGGAUAGCUUCUAUGCAACCAAUGAUCACUACUUUACCCAUGAACUCCUUAAAGGUUUGCUGGAGCCUUUUUUGUCUCAGCCUUGGGGUAAUGUUGUGUUCUACAGUCCUAAGGAAGUAAAAGUGGUCUCUGAGGGAUAUUACUUUGCAAAUGGGAUUAACAUCUCACCAGACAAAAGACAUAUAUAUGUGGUAGAUUUGUUUGACCACAAUGUGCAUUUGCUGGAGCGGAAAGAAGACAAUGGGUUGGUCACCGUGAAGGCAGUGGCUGUGGGUUCACUCUGUGACAAUGUGGAGGUUGAACCUAAAACUGGUGACCUGUGGCUAGGCUGUCACCCCAACGCAUGGAAACUUUUAAUGUCUGAUGCCAAGGACCCGCCUGGAUCAGAGGUCAUCAAAAUCCAGAACAUUCAUUCUGAUCAGCCGGUCGUGUCUCAGGUGUACGCCGACGACGGCCAAGUGCUCCUUGGCUCCUCUGUAGCAGCUACCUACGGGGGAAAGUUGCUCAUUGGCACUGUGUUCCAUAAAGCCCUGUGCUGUGAUUUGAAGUAGGCAAUUAUCCCAUAACACAUGCUUGUCCCUGUUGUACUAGACAGGAUCUGAUAAUAAACUCACAAAAGAGUGUCUGAAGAUCCACUAGGAGGAGCUGGAGGAAGGUAGAUGCGUUGCCUUUACCUGAUUCUACAGUAUAGUAAUACGCCCUGGUUACAACGGCACAUUUGAAAGUGGUUUCAGACACAGAAGUCACUGAACUACCUUGGUACUUGAACUACUCUGCAAUAAGUGCUAAAACAUAAUUUUGAAUCAAACAUUUGCUUUACUGUGAAUCAUGAAAAUAAUAUGUUUACUGGUCGCGUGAAAUUUUGAAAUCUGUACAGAUGCAUCGUUUGUAACUGAAUGUUUUACUUGUCUUAAUUGCUAUUGUUACAUUUGUUUUGGUGUAUUGAAUGUAAGUAAAACGAGAGUCGUGCUGCAA